This is a messenger RNA of Vicia villosa (hairy vetch), 547 nucleotides long. RefSeq lists its product as uncharacterized. Bases 164 to 427 code for a protein of 87 amino acids. NCBI's taxonomy places the organism in Eukaryota, Viridiplantae, Streptophyta, Magnoliopsida, Fabales, Fabaceae. The record is from RefSeq and is a predicted model, not a curated record. The transcript is spliced from 3 exons.
UCGAUAAACUCAUAAACAGUUAGCUUAAUUUGACAUAACAAGGAGAGGACGGAAACAUCACAGAGAGAUUCAAGGAUCUCGACCCAUUCUUUAAUCACCAUUUUCACAAAAACAGAGCGAAAAUAGCUAUCAUUAUUCUUUAAUUUAAUGAGUGAAUGAAUGAAUGAUAACACCGCCAUCAUUGCUUUCUCUCACCAUUGACUCAGCCGUUCACAAUCUCUCCGACAUCUCCGAUCUCUCUCCCAUCCCUGAUCACAUCCUCCUCGAUCUCUUCCUGAGAAUAUUGAAAGCAGGGAAACUCACUGAGAAAGUUCUGAAACUGUUUAUAGCGACCGGUAAGGACGAAGUAAUCUCGCUUGUUCAGGCAUUGAAUAUUCGACAUAUUGUCACUCCUGUGCUUCCUACCAGAUGUUCUGAGAAAUUCUAAGAUAAGAUUGUAUAGUCAGAAGUUUGAAUCCAACUCAUCAAUCUAGACUUUCCGUUUGUGAAAUCAUCUGUAUUGUAUACCUCAAAAGAUGUCUCAAGUAAUUAUCAACGACAAUGAAGU